GUGGUGGUCCCUCCUCCCCACGACGCAUCACCAGCCUCUUCCUCCUCCUCCUCUGGGAGCCAAAUGUAAAAGCGCGAUGGGGCGGGGAGGAGGGAGGAUGCCGUCGGAGAGCCGUCGGAGCGAGGCCAAGAGCUGAUGUCCAGCCUCUUCCCAGUUUGCAUCGGUGACCCAGGCAACGAGAUCGAGCCGAGGAGGCUGCUUUGCGCGCGGCUGCGGCUGGACAAAAAAGGCUCGGGAGAGGACAGAGAGGGAGAGAGAAAAUGCCACCGCGCUGCGCCGGCUGCUGGCCUCGACGGCCGUUUCCUCCUCCCGGGUACCGAAAGUAGCCACGAGGGGUGUUUACCGGACAAGCAGUGCUUGCUUUUUAUCCCCUGCAUUUUUUUUUAUUUUUGGGAAGAAAAAGCUUUUCGUCUUCUUUAAGGAGCAAAGCACUCGACGGCGAUGGCGGUGCAAGCGGCGGCGGUUCACCCGCACCACCAUUUCAUCCCGUUUUGCUUCCCCGGCGCCGCGGGGCUGGGGGAUUUCGUCGACCUGGAAAAGAGCUACGAGGACGGGGGGACCCUCCUGCUAGGAGGCGGAGGAGCCGGAGGAGCAGGAGGGGGCGACCCCGGGGAUUUCAAAGAAGCCACCCGGGACCUCCUGAGCUUCAUCGACUCGGCUUGCAGCAACAUCAAACUAGCCUUGGACAAGCCGGUGAAAUCCAAGCGCAAAGUCAACCACCGGAAAUAUUUGCAGAAGCAGAUCAAGCGCUGCACCGGCAUGAUCGGGGGAGCCCAGACGGCUGCUGCAACGCCCGGGAGCCAGGAGGCGUCUAAUAAUAAUAAUAACAACAACAGUAAUAAUAUGAGCUCCCAGCAGCAGCCACAUCCUGCUAACAAGAGGACUCCGGCUGGGACGGCGCAUGGCGCGUCGUCUGCGUCCGCCUCGCCCCCCGGCGGCGUCGCGGCGCACUGCAAAGCGCCCCAGAAGCGCGAAGCCAGCGCGCUGCAGAGCAAAAGCCUGGCGGCGCUCUUCGGCUCCGUGCGCCCGUCGGGCUUCGAUCGCGCCGUCGGGGCCGCUGCGGGCGGCGGCGGCGUCGGGCCGUCGGGAGAGAAAGAAGGCGGCCCGGGUCCCUCUGCCUCCACCGGCGGGAAGAAAGUGCCUCUCCGGAACCGCAACCUGCCCCUUUCCUUCUUCACCGAGCCGGCCGCGGCGAGCUCCGUCCCGAAAGACGCCGCGGGCCCCGUCCCGUCGGAGGAGCUCUUCGACCUGCUGGCUGUCCCCGACUACAGCGCCCUGCUCCCUCCCGCCGAGCCGGAGCAGCCGGUCUUCCCCAGCAGCCGCCUGCAGCCGCCGGAUCUGGGCUUGGAGGCGCCUCUCUACGAGCCCCUGCACCCGCUGCCCCACUUGCUCUUCUCCGACGCCCCCCUGCGGCCCCUCGCCGCCCUCUACGCCGCCCCUUCGGACCCGGCAGCGGCGCCCGAGAGCAGCAGCGGCGCCGCGGCGGGGGCGCACGUCCCGGCCGCGGCCUUUGCUCCCUUCUUCCCCGAGUGCGCGCUCCCGCCUGCGCCGCCGGCCAUGCCCUACGAUUACGCCCCGGGGUAUAGUAGGGGGGUUCCUGCUUAUUCCACCCUUUAGACGAGGGAGGUUGAGCUCUGAAAGAGAAGGGGGUUGGAAGGUUGCGGGGAUUGGCAGAUCCCCCAAAUUUCAGAGGCACUUUUUUAUUUUGGAGUUUAAUGGAUCCCAUAGAAAAUGUCUCCAAUAACAGGCGUCUGUUAAGGGCAGAAAUGGCUCUGGAGAACUUCCAGUUCCUGCUAUUAAGCAGAGCAGAUCUACACCUUAGCAGUAAAGGACACCAGGAGAGCUCUGUAGCAGGAUCAGGCCAGGGGGACCCCAUCCAGUCCAACAUUUUGUGGAUGCCACCCAGAUACCAGGGCAAAACUCAGUGCAGUGAUCCCCACCCAGCAGCUGGCAUUUGGGAGGCAUGCUGCCAACCCUGUGCAUGCCUACUUGGAAGUAAGCCCAGGGUUCAGUGAGGCUUACUCCCAGGUAAGUGGUGCAUAGGAUUGUAGUCUUUGAUCGUUAUCCCCUCUUCCCUUGGGCAUAUGGAGGACUUACAGUUCAACCCUAGCUGUGUCUACUCAGAAGUAAGCGCUGUUGAAUUCAGUGGGUCUACUCAGAUUGUGAUGUUCAUUAGAAAGCAGCUCAGGGGGACCACAGAACGCCAGAUAUCUUUAACCCUUCCUUUCCCUCCCACAAUUCUGAUGAAAACCAUCCCUGCCAGGGAUUCUUUCACUGUGAUUCCUGUAUUGCAUAGGGUUGGACUAGAUGCCCCUUGGGGGUCCCUUCCAACGCUACCAUGAUAUGAUACUAUGCUAUGAGACUUGGAAUGAGGGAGGAAAAAUCCCCCCUAAGGCUAAUUGGGGUGGGCGGGAUUUUUUUAUCAGAAUAACAGCCAGGGUGGGAAGGGUUAAACUCCCCCCACUGCCGCCUAUGGACCUCCCCCCCCCAAUGCCCCUAUGAUUAAAUAAAACAAAUCCCUGACAUGCCUUUUAGCCAUGUUAAGUUUGGCUCUCCUUAAAUGGGCAUAGCAACCGAUGUCUUUGUCCAAGGAGCCCCUGUGAGCGCGGAAGUCUGGCGAGGGAGCCUAGCAAGGAUUUGAAACUACAUUUCCCAGGAUCCUUUGGGUGGGAUGCUAUUAGGGUUGCCAUAUGUCUGGAACUCCCCAGACAUAGUCGGAAUAUGGCAGUCAGUAACGGUGUCUGGGCAGAAAAGUUCAAGAACUUUGCC
Podarcis muralis (Common wall lizard) is the source of this 2769-nucleotide messenger RNA. RefSeq names its product family with sequence similarity 181 member B (gene FAM181B). Lineage: Eukaryota; Metazoa; Chordata; Lepidosauria; Squamata; Lacertidae. The record is from RefSeq and is a predicted model, not a curated record.